Eublepharis macularius is the source of this 1210-nucleotide messenger RNA. It is a transcript of the gene TNFSF9, whose product is annotated as TNF superfamily member 9. Gene Ontology annotation, biological process: positive regulation of cytotoxic T cell differentiation; immune response; positive regulation of activated T cell proliferation. Lineage: Eukaryota; Metazoa; Chordata; Lepidosauria; Squamata; Eublepharidae. Gene Ontology annotation, molecular function: tumor necrosis factor receptor binding. Gene Ontology annotation, cellular component: plasma membrane. The record is from RefSeq and is a predicted model, not a curated record. Bases 1 to 744 code for a protein of 247 amino acids. The transcript has 3 exons.
AUGGAGCGCCCCGCGCCCGAGAAGAGCCGCCGCCGCCGCCUGUGGCGCGCCUCCGCCGCCGUCUACUGCGCGCUGGCGCUGCUGUCGUGCGCCCUGCUGGCCUGCCUGGCCGCGCUGGCCGCGCUGCAGUUGGCGCGGCCGCGGCAGUGGCCGCUUCCGCCGCCUCAGAGCGGUGCCCGACUCGUCCUCAACGGUCCCAACAAAUCCAUGAAGGAGGGGAAGCUGGAGUGGUAUGCUGAUAACAGAAUGGACGGAGUGUUCCUUGGGCCAGGAUUUGAAUACAACCCCGCAUCUCACACGCUGAAGAUUAAGAACCGUGGGCUUUACUACAUCUAUGCCCAGCUGAGUGCUUUUCACCUCAUUAAAAGGUUCUCUGAGGAGGAGGGAAACGCCACCCUUACCAUCCACCAUGUGACUGCCCAAGUUUCGGCCCCCAUCCUGACCCUUCCCUUGCGCCUGUCUUCCCACCCAAAUAAAUCAAUCGCUGCUUUCACAGCCGUCUCACCCUAUCAGUUGGCAGGGGGCGAUUUGCUUUAUGUGACGCUAACAGUGAGCCACCCUGCAAAGGAGAAUCAACGCAACUCUACCCAGUGGUAUUUUGGUGACAAUACUGUCUUUGGUCUCUCCCUGAUCUCUGGCAAUUGCAACUCGGAAGCAACUGGAAUCAAUGGCUGCUCUCCUGCUUCACUGGAAGUCGAGUGGAUAUUGAAAGAUUUUUGUAAAUUCUUUCAGAGCAAUGUUUGAGAGGAAGCAAUCGCCAGAUCAUUUCUCCAGGCCCCAAAGCACAGCGAACCUGGUUGGAGGACCAUGUAAAUUACAGUGUUGGUCUGAAACAGGACCAGAACUUCCAUGCUACAGCUGAUAUUUAUUUCCUGUUGAAAACGUUGGGUGUGAAUUUCAUGGUUCUGUGUAGGAGGUGGGCUGAUGUCGCACAAAGGCAUGAGUCACAGCUACGCGUAACUUCACUCAAGCAGAAGAGAAAACUGGACACUUUUUGACUGGCAUGGUUUGGGCCUCUUCCUGUUGUCUCAGAGAGAGGGUGGAUGUUGAAACUCUUCCCUCAGAACGUACCUUCACAAUGAAGACUUGUAUUCAGGGCUGCAGGCCUAAUAAACUCAUCUAUCGAAAUCUGCUGGAUUUCCUUCUAGAAAAUCCAUUUACGAUUGGGAGGCGUGCCUGGAUUUUUUUAAUGCAUGCACAACAUUAUGCG